Messenger RNA from Lineus longissimus, 1504 nucleotides. RefSeq names its product arginine/serine-rich coiled-coil protein 2-like. Gene Ontology annotation, biological process: alternative mRNA splicing, via spliceosome. The transcript is spliced from 9 exons. The coding region runs from base 154 to 1206 and encodes 350 amino acids. The record is from RefSeq and is a predicted model, not a curated record. Gene Ontology annotation, cellular component: cytoplasm; nucleus. NCBI's taxonomy places the organism in Eukaryota, Metazoa, Nemertea, Pilidiophora, Heteronemertea, Lineidae.
UUAUAAAUUGGCAUGGAAAAUUCUAAAAAAUUUCGGAAUUUUACGCUAAAAAUAAGAGAUUUCACUCAAUUCAGGGCUCCAGAUUUAUUUUGACAGAUAUAGUCGAUGUUAAGCUAACAUAGUAGUACAUAAAAUACCCUGGAAGUUGCAAGGAUGGGAUGGUAUUCGGACAGCGAUGACGAUAGGCGAAAAUACAAGAAGAAGAAGAGGAGACGAUCAAGGUCUGGUAGUCUUAGCAGUGACUCGUCCUACAGCAGCAGGCAAUCAAAGACGAAAAAGUCCAAGAAACCUAAACAUAAGAAAAGGAAGUCGCGCAGUAGAUCUCUGGAGCGCUCCAAAAGAAGAAGAAGUUAUUCAAGGAGUCAUUCAAGGUCAAAAGAUAGAUAUGACAGGUAUGAAAGCAGACGAGGUCGAAGGUCAAGAUCAAAGGAAAGGCGCUAUAGGUCACGAAGUAGGUCAAGGUCACAUGAUAGAAGUAGGUCAAGAGACAGGCACUACAGGUCUAGGUCGAGAUCAAGGGAAAGGUCAUAUAGAGCUCGCUCAAGGUCAAGGUCAAGAGAUAGACGUAGAUCUAGGUCUAGGUCAAGGUCAAAAGAGAGGCGGUACAACUACAAGUCAAGGUCAAGGUCGAGAUCGGCAUCAAGGAGGUCGUCACGGCGAUCAACGCCAGAGAAAAGAAAAAUUAAAGAGAAAGAUCUAAAGAUUGAGCAGGAUGAUCCCACAGCUCAUAUUCCAGGCUUUGAUAAAAUGCCUCCUUUGAAACAAGCGGAGAUCAGGAUGCAGCUUGCCCUGAAGGCAGCAGAUGCUGCCAAUGAAAAGCUGAAAGCCCAAGGUGUGCUGGCUGGGGCAGCUGCGUCUUCUACAUUGGCUCCUUCUGUCGCUGACCAGCUGAAUAGAGCCAAGAUAAUUGAGGAUAUAGAGAGUGAUGGUUUCAGGCCAGUGUCGUUCAAAUCGGGUGUUCCAAUCAAACCUAAGAAGAGUAAAUCUAAUGGUAAUGGAGUGUCAGAUGAAAUGAGUCAUGAGAUGGCCAUGUUUGGUACGGGGAAUGCCCCAGUCGAUCUCGACACUAUGAUCAAGAAGAGGAUAGAGAGUGAUGCCCUCCUUGGCAAUAUACUUUAUGAAGACAUGGAGACAAAGAUGAAACGUUGGGUUCAGAAACUGACAAUGAUGCGGAGGCAAAAUUUAGAAGGAGAGGCGAUGUCUUGAUGUGCCUAGUCUGUUUUCUGAACUGAUGGACUUUUAAAACAAAGGCGGAGAUGAUUUAGUAGUAAUUCUGUGUAUCACGAUGGAUUCUAGUUACAACAAUGUUGGGCCAGCACUUAUCCAGUAUUGCAGUUGUAAAAGGCUCAAUGGGGGGGGGGGGGGGAGCACUAUGUGCAUGUGUUGCUGCUUCAAUCAUAUUGUUCAUUUGUUUUAGAAUGAAGACUGGUUCUAAAUGCACUGCAUGUAAUCUAAUCAUUGUCUUGGUGUCAAACACAACUUGUAUGAAAUAAAGAACUAAUUG